Messenger RNA from Closterium sp. NIES-67, 427 nucleotides. Lineage: Eukaryota; Viridiplantae; Streptophyta; Zygnematophyceae; Desmidiales; Closteriaceae. The record is from the annotation of a GenBank genome assembly.
AUUUCAGGAUGUCAUCACCGCCUAGUCUAGCAGCACCGGUUCCAGCAGCACCAGUUCCAGCAGCGUCAGUUCCAGCAGCGUCAGUUCCAGCAGCGCCAGUUCCAGCACAGCCAGUUCCAGCAGCGCCAGUUCCAGCAGCGCCAGUUCCAGCAGCGCCAGUUCCAGCAGCGCCAGUUCCAGCAGCGCCAGUUCCAGCGGCGCCAGUUCCAGCAGCGCCAGUUCCAGCAGCGCCAGUUCCAGCAGCGCCAGUUCCAGCAGCGCCAGUUCCAGCAGCGCCAGUUCCAGCAGCGCCAGUUCCAGCGGCGCCAGUUCCAGCAGCGCCAGUUCCAGCAGCGCCAGUUCCAGCAGCGCCAUUCCCUGCCACGCCGAUUCCAGCAGCACCAGUUCCAGCAGCAAGGUGUGCAUAGCGUUCAAACCCUGAGAGGUU